This is a messenger RNA of Bipolaris zeicola 26-R-13, 195 nucleotides long. RefSeq lists its product as uncharacterized. Lineage: Eukaryota; Fungi; Ascomycota; Dothideomycetes; Pleosporales; Pleosporaceae. The transcript has a single exon. Bases 1 to 195 code for a protein of 64 amino acids. The record is from RefSeq and is a predicted model, not a curated record.
AUGUGUAGAAAGUGUCGUGACCGACCAUCAUGCGUCGAGAGCUUGCCGGGUGUUCUUUCCAUCACCAGUUCUGACAUCAGAGCCAGACUGACGGAAAGUGCGUGGGGUGGGGUUCAAGCGAUGCCUGAAGCUCAGCGUUCCAUCAAUAAAUCCCAAAUCGAUCAUGCAACUCGAUUACAUGUAGACAGCAAUUAG